AUGGAUGUCACCGACGUGACGCCGCAAUUGGAUCAGCUCGAAGAGCAGCUGAAGGCGGCAGAAGAAGCCUUAGCACCACUUCUUGGCGAUAUCGAUGACAUUUCAUCGAAACUCCCACUCCUUGACAAAGCCAAAUUGAACGUUCUAGUUGCCUAUACCCUGGAGUCACUUCUCUUCUCGGCACUGCGUCUCAGCGGAGUCGACGCAAAGAACCAUCCAGUUUUCACCGAGCUAUCUCGUGUAAAACAGUAUAUGGAUAAGAUUGAGAAACUUGAAAACCCACCUGCAGAGCGUGAGAACUCACUCAACACCGAGGCAGCUGCCCGGUUUCUCAAAUCGGACCUUGGUGACAACAAAGACAUAAAAGCCAAGUUGACGGAGCUGAUUGCGAAAGAACGAGAGAAGGCAGAAGCUAAGGCGGCCGAGAAAAAGCGUAUUGCGGCGCAAUUAGCGCCAGAAGCCAGCACCGCCGGACCACCUUUCGACACAACCAACUUCAGUCACCCCUCACAAAAUCAUACAAUGCCUCGCCAGUCCAGGUCCUCCGGUCGCUCGGCGCCGAGCCGGCCUACCCUCCCCGCUCGCGCGGCUCCUACCCCGAUGAAGCAGCAGCAAACCCGUCCCGCGACAACCUAUGCCGCCCCUCCCUCGGGAGCCCCUUCGGCUGCUCCACCAGCUGCCACCGCUUCCCAGGGCCCCGGCCUCAUGGGCCAGAUGGCCAGCACCGCUGCUGGUGUCGCGAUCGGUUCUUCCAUCGGCCACAUGGUCGGCAACUCCCUCGGCGGGAUCUUCGGUGGCGGCAGCACCGCUGCUGAGCCGACCCAAGCGACCCAGGCGCAAUCCGCACCUCUCCAGCAGCAGACCAACGACAACUGCUCCGGCGCGACCGAACAGUUCAUGCGUUGCAUGGAUGAGCAAAGUGGCAACAUGCAGAUCUGCGGAUGGUACCUCGAGCAGAUGAAAGCUUGCCAGGCCGCGGCGCGCCAGUACUGA
Molecule: messenger RNA, 993 nt
Organism: Dichotomopilus funicola
Lineage: Eukaryota; Fungi; Ascomycota; Sordariomycetes; Sordariales; Chaetomiaceae
Product: Sas10/Utp3/C1D family-domain-containing protein
Exons: 7
Coding region: 1-993 (330 amino acids)
Biological process (GO): regulation of gene expression; maturation of 5.8S rRNA
Cellular component (GO): exosome (RNase complex); nucleolus
Molecular function (GO): DNA binding; RNA binding
Source: RefSeq, a predicted model, not a curated record